This is a messenger RNA of Phlebotomus argentipes, 3195 nucleotides long. Its product is annotated as protein psiQ-like. NCBI's taxonomy places the organism in Eukaryota, Metazoa, Arthropoda, Insecta, Diptera, Psychodidae. The transcript is spliced from 8 exons. The record is from RefSeq and is a predicted model, not a curated record. The coding region runs from base 41 to 3175 and encodes 1044 amino acids.
CUUUCGGAUCUUCCAGCGGUGUGGAAGGUACGGCAGAGCCAUGGAGAAGAAGUUACUAAACGUUGUAAUCUUAGUGAUUUGUGGAAUUAGUCUAGUUCAUGGUCAGAGAACAUGUCAUAGUUGCGAUUCGGCAACAGACCCGUCAUGUGCAACGCUUGCGAUUACACCUCUGCCUACCAAGACCUGCACUACAGCCACAGACUCUUGCGUCAGUGCAAUCAACGGAGAAAGGACGGUAAGAGGAUGUCUUGCUGAUGACUUCGGAGGAAUUUGCUCUGGCGAACUGUGUGAAUCUUGCGGUGCCAACAAUUGCAAUGCUGGCAUCUUCCCUCUGAACAGAGCACAAUGUCACAAGUGCGCGGGAGCUGAAUGCGCGGAAGUUACGAACAACGAUUACCUAACAGUCUGCGAGCGCUAUGUUGAAAAUGAUUCCUGCUACAGUGUUGUCGUUGAUGAAAAUCUCUUACUCACAUACCGCGGCUGCGCCUCAGAACCAACUACCGACGUAGGAAGACAAGAGUGCACCAGACUCGACGAACAAGGCUUCUGUGUAACCUGCACUGCAGCUGGUUGCAACAAUCAAGCGGCUAAGGCACCGUCUCAAUUAAACUGCAUGAAAUGCGACGGAGAUACUUCUUGCCGCUACAAACAGCCUGAGGACUUUGGCUUGCCCUGCUACUAUGAUGUCAUCCUUGGACGCACUGAGUACUGCUACAGCUACAUCGGCAACAACAACAGAGUGUCCCGAGGAUGUCUCGAUGACGAAUUCGUUGGGGAGACAAACUAUCGUGAACUCUGCGAAGCUAACCCUGAGACUUGCACCUUGUGCGCCUACAAUCUUUGCAACUACGAGAACUACGCUUAUCACACUUGCUUCUCAUGUGACGGUCACGACGAUCCUAAUUGCGACACCCUGGAUGGAUGGUAUGAGGCUCAGGAGUGCCCUGGAGGAACCAUAGAUCAAGUGGGAUGCUUCACAGCUACAACUGAUGGUGUGACAAUGAGAGGAUGUGUAUCACAGCUUCAUCCCGACGAAGUCACUUAUUGCAGCAACCCCCAAGUAAGCAGCUGCACUCUCUGCGAUGCUAAUGGUUGCAACGGGAGGCCUCCUAAGACAUGUAUCACAUGCGAUUCUAGUAAUGAUCCCAAUUGUGCAACUGUUGCUGAUCCACAAGCCCUGACCCAGUACAGCCAAGAAUGCUCAUCAUCCUCUGCUAUCUGUAUCUCCAGAAUUUCCAAUGGAUACACCCAACGUGGCUGUUCUGGAACAAUCUCCUGCACUUCUGGUAAUCCUUGCAUGCAGUGCGAUGGACCCAAUUGCAACAACGAUGUCCUGCCUACUGACCGUCUUAAGUGCCAUAAGUGCUCAGGAGCUAACUGUGCUGACAUUACGGAUAACACCAAUCUUGAAGUUUGUGAAAUGUACAACGUCAACGAUCAGUGCUUCACCGUCGUGACUGACGAAGAAGUGACCCACCGUGGAUGCUAUUCGGAUCCCAGCUCAUCCACAGCCAAAUCCGUUUGCACACAGCACGAAUCCGGCCAAGACAGAUGCGUUAAGUGCGAAGGCGAGGGAUGCAAUACUCAAGCCAUUAAGACUCCGGCCACUCAUUCCUGUGUCAAGUGCACAGGAGCUGGUUGUUCCGAAAAUCAGGACUCCACUCCCGGAGAAGCUUGCUUCGGUGAUGUUCUCUUGGGUCGCACCGAACAAUGCUAUUCUUACAUCUAUGACAACGGCAAUAUUCAGCGCGGAUGCCUGUACGAUCCAAGUACUCCCCAGGCUAUUAGUACGGAAUGCUCCAACUCCCCUGGAGGACGUUGCAAAGUCUGCGAUGGAGCCAAUUGCAAUACUGAGGAGAUAACUAUCACAGAAACUUGCUACUCGUGCGACUCUGAACUGAAUCCUGGAUGUGCCACCAUGACAGGAACCAUUGAGACCAAGCAGUGUCCCAUCGGCACUCUACUUGGCUGUUUCCGUUCCCAAGUUGAUGGUAUUGUCGUUCGUGGCUGUGCUGGAGAACUCGUGAGUGGUGAAAUCACUCUUUGCCAGCGCGGAGCUCAGUGCAAACUCUGCGAUGGCAACAAUUGCAACGAAAAAGUUGACUUCCAGCGAUGCUACAGUUGUAAUUCUGCUAACAAUGGAGCUUCUUGCUAUAACGCACAAGACACGGCAAAUCAAGCGACAUGCUCAGACUACAUGGAUUCCUGUAUUGUUGCAAUUGGUAGCAACGGCGAAACACUCAGAGGCUGCGCCUCUGCCUACUCUAGUCAAUUCCCUAUUUGCAGCGGCAGUACUUGUCAGAUCUGCCCUGAUGGCUAUUGUAACGGAGCCGUUUUCCCCGCGGAUCGCGCUCGGUGUCAUCAAUGUUCAGGAUCAGACACCUGCGCCGGGAGCUUGGGCUCGGGCAGCGACACUUUGCAGCUCUGCUCCACCUACACUCCGAAUGACCAAUGCUACAGUGUUGCUGCCAACCAGGAGAUGCACCGUGGAUGCCGUAGUGACUCUACCAAUGGCAACACUCACUGCAAUUCUGCCGGAGGCAGUUGUGUAACAUGCAGUGGUGCUGGUUGCAAUUCCCAGGCUGGCAGGAGCAAUCCUACUCUAUCCUGCGUGAAGUGUUCCGCAACAGACCCAGCUUGUCUCUGGGGCUUCGGCAGCAAUUCUGCACAGCCAUGCACAAACCAAGUAUGGCUGGGUUCCACGGAGUCCUGCUUCAGGGCCCAAACCAGCAGCGGUGCCAAUCGCGGUUGCACACUUGAUAAUCCUAAUCAGUGCCCAGACUCCAGUUCCUGCACAACAUGCUCUCAAAAUGGCUGCAAUACAGCUACAUUCGCGCGUCAGGAAUGUCUCAGGUGCAAGAGUGAUGUUGAAGGAGAGGAGAAUUGUGGUCCAGAACCAGACGAGUACAGCUCCACACAGUGCGAAGCAGGAGGCGAUGAAAGUUACGAAAAACGAGGCUGCUAUUUGCUUGUUGAUGAUGACGGUUUGGUGACGAGAGGUUGUGCUAAGGACCUCAGCGAUAGCUCGUUGGCCGAGUGCAAGGACGAUGACAACGAGUCUUGUCAAUACUGCGAAGACAAUGGAUGCAACAGAUGGGCAGGAGCUUCGGCUAUUGAGGCCAUCUCGUUUGGAGCUAUGCUUCUGAUUGCCGUUGUAGCAAAGGUCCUCAAUUAAACAUGAAGUUGUAAAUUGCU